AUGAAGGAUGGGUCAUCACCAAAAGAACGAGAUCCAAGGGUGUGGUGUGAGACCAACCUGCGUCGCUGCAUCAGUAAAUUUCACCGCUUCGUCUGCGACUCCUGCGACCGAGCCUUCCCUCUGAGAUCUGCACUGGAGCUGCACAAGACCACCUCCCACCCCGAGGAACCAGAGGAACUUGAGGAUCUAGAACCAGAUGAACCAGAUGAACUAGAGGAACCAGAGGAACCAGAGGAGAACCCCAACAGUGAGGAACCAGAGGAGGAGGAUGGAUCUCCUGAAGGACAGCAGAGCGACUUCCUGCAGGCGCUCGGGCUGCAACACGUCUCCACGGUGAUCCACGGCCCGUCAGCUGACGAGGUGCAUCAGGCUCACCUGGACAGCAUCAAGGUGAUCCAGGUGGCCCCGCCCCACUUCCUCUCUGGGGGGCUGUCCCUCCCCCUGAUGGAUGCCAUGAGCCUCCUACAGCCCUUCCUCCCCCCCCCCGCCUUCCUAAUGCCGGACGGGGGGGCAGCGGCCGCCUCGUCUGGGGUCAAACCUGGAGAGGAGCUCGCCGACAUCCAGCAGAUCCUCAGGGGGGCGAGUCUCGGUCUGCCCGGCAACAAGGCUGCAGCGCUGCCUGGGGGCCACGGCUCGCUGCAGAAGUCGAU
Messenger RNA from Notothenia coriiceps (black rockcod), 650 nucleotides. RefSeq names its product ras-responsive element-binding protein 1-like. Lineage: Eukaryota; Metazoa; Chordata; Actinopteri; Perciformes; Nototheniidae. Gene Ontology annotation, biological process: regulation of transcription by RNA polymerase II. Gene Ontology annotation, cellular component: nucleus. The record is from RefSeq and is a predicted model, not a curated record. The annotation marks the transcript as partial. Gene Ontology annotation, molecular function: DNA-binding transcription activator activity, RNA polymerase II-specific; RNA polymerase II cis-regulatory region sequence-specific DNA binding. The transcript is spliced from 4 exons.